CCCGGAGUGUGUCAAGUGUCAAAGGUGAGAGCUCGGCCUGACAGCCAGUAUGUUAAGUGUAACCAGAUCAGCAUCAGCCCCGAAUUUCAGCGUGCGGUCCGUUGGAACCUGUUCUUCAAAGUCCCGAUACGGGGUGGAUUCCAGUUUUCAUGAUUACGAUCUAACACAGCGGAGGUACGAGGAGGAGUAUGUCGAGAGGGGCACAAGCGCCUAUAAUUUCCAAGAAGGGCGAGAGCCCUCCAAAUGCCUUUUCCGCACCUAUGUCUGCCUUCUGCUCGUCCUCCAGGUGACCCUUGCGUCGCUGCAGUGGCUCGGCUCCACGUACCGCUGGCGACCUCAACUGAAUCCUGCCAACCGCAGCCUGUCCGCCCUUCUGCUCCUGCUCUCGUGGAUCAACAUGACGUUGGCCUUCAUCGGGUUCCGUAGGCUGCAGUUUACGUUCCCGCUUAAUUGGAUUAUCUUUGGCUGCAUCUUUGAAAGCCUUACUCUGCUGGUGGUGUGUCUGCACAUCCUCGAACAGGAUAUCACUUGGCCGUUUGUAUUGAUUGGCAUUGGUGUUUUGGUUGUCUAUACGCUGCUAGGGCUGUGGGUACCUGCAAUUCUCACCGCCAAUCUCUGGAUUCUAAUACUGGAGAGCCUUUUAGUCGUCGUGGUAUCUACCGUAGCUUUGAGCGUCCGUCUACGGAUGCAGUACUACGUGCCCACGAGCAUAUGCUUAGUGUUCUUCGGGCCCUGGGUCAUGUACAAUUCCCAAAAGCUCUUCCUACCCCGACAGCGAACCAGCUACCUGUCCCACCAGUACUUGGAGGCGGCCAUCAGGAUGUACAUCACUUACGCUUUUACAGUGAGCGGCAUUGUAUUUGCCCAUCGCUUUUCGGUCGACCAAUUGGAUGCCAAUGGAUAGGACAUGGUGGUACCUAUGGCUAUGAUUUUAAUGGUUACAGAACUGGGGCUGAUCUUAUUUGUUUUUUAGGUUUUUUGUAACUCUUUCUAAGUGCUAAGUGCAAUUAAAUUUAAUGUCGCUUGUUUA
Molecule: messenger RNA, 1030 nt
Organism: Drosophila eugracilis
Lineage: Eukaryota; Metazoa; Arthropoda; Insecta; Diptera; Drosophilidae
Exons: 1
Coding region: 50-904 (284 amino acids)
Source: RefSeq, a predicted model, not a curated record